UGCCACCAUGAUGUGGAGAUGGGUUCAUUUAAGUGCUCUUCUUCUUGGAGCACUCGCAUCCCCAACUCCAUCCUCCCAACGCACCACGAACACUGACGGAGAAUCCUGUCGCAUCUACAGAUCCGGCCGCUCGGCAGACUGUCUGGGAAGACAGUACGAAAAUAUCCCGUGGAGACAAUUUCCAUCCACACUGGAAGAGAUAGAUCUCUCUUACAAUAAACUUCAAGCUGUCCGUGUUGAUGACUUCCUCCGCCUCCCUCAGCUUCACACCCUAGAGCUGCAGUACAAUAACAUUUCACACAUUGACAAAGAUGCCUUUAAAAACAACAUGCUGCUGGAGCAUCUUAACAUCUUCAAUAACUCCCUGGAGGAAAUUCCUGCCGCAGCUUUGUCUACUCUGUUGAAUCUGAAAAAGCUCUACAUGUCCAAUAACUUUUACAAAAGUGCGACGUUGGCUCAUAGCUUUUCCAAAUUUGUCAAACUGAAAGUUCUGUCUCUGGGUGGCCCUCUGGUGAUGGGUCUAAAGAAAGCUGAUUUUCAGCCCCUGAAGAACAUUACGUUACAGGAGUUUGCAAUUAAAUGUUCAUCCCAUCUAAGUUACUACGAGCCUGGAAGUUUAGAAGUCAUCCAGACAAGAGAUAUGGGCUUUGAUAUGGCCAUAGAUCAACUGCCACGUGCUCUUCCCUACAUGCUACAGGACAUUGCCAACAAGACCUUCAGGGCCAUCCAAUUCCGAAACAUCUUUGAGUUCAUGUACUACAUGGGAGAUGAGGACAUUUUCAAGGGUUUAAAAGACAUCACAGCCCAACAGCUCGUCUUUCACAGAGGCAAAUUCAAUGAGAACCUCCUCAGUAUGGCUUUGAUGAACUUACAAGACGCCCCCAUCAAAAGGUUGAGACUUCAGUACAUCGACUUUGCCCGCUCACCCACGUUUGUUGAUAGCGGAGCUGGUUCCAGCAUCAACGACCUGGCACUGGAUAAGUUGGAUCUUUGGUGA
Messenger RNA from Notothenia coriiceps (black rockcod), 997 nucleotides. RefSeq names its product toll-like receptor 4. Lineage: Eukaryota; Metazoa; Chordata; Actinopteri; Perciformes; Nototheniidae. The annotation marks the transcript as partial. Gene Ontology annotation, biological process: inflammatory response; toll-like receptor signaling pathway. Gene Ontology annotation, cellular component: plasma membrane. The record is from RefSeq and is a predicted model, not a curated record. Gene Ontology annotation, molecular function: protein binding; signaling receptor activity. The transcript has a single exon.